Molecule: messenger RNA, 2459 nt
Organism: Gossypium arboreum
Lineage: Eukaryota; Viridiplantae; Streptophyta; Magnoliopsida; Malvales; Malvaceae
Product: dnaJ protein ERDJ2A-like
Exons: 11
Coding region: 175-2226 (683 amino acids)
Biological process (GO): SRP-dependent cotranslational protein targeting to membrane; post-translational protein targeting to endoplasmic reticulum membrane
Cellular component (GO): Sec62/Sec63 complex
Molecular function (GO): RNA binding; transmembrane protein transporter activity
Source: RefSeq, a predicted model, not a curated record
CAUUACUCUCUCGCACACGUUUUUAUAUUUUUUUCUCACGCCAUCCUACACAAAGUCGGCUCUGAAGCAGAUCGCGAUCUGAAAUUUAAUUUUCGAAGAAGGAAGUGUAGAUUAUGCCAGAGUUGCUGACUUUACCAGUAACUGAUUAGAAUUUGUUUAAGGUAGAAGAUCGCCAUGGCUGCUUCAGAAGAGAAUAGUGCAUUGUUUCCGAUUUUCAUUUUAACAAUAAUGGCACUGCCUUUGGUGCCGUAUACAAUACUGAAGUUGUGCCGAGCAGCAUCCAAGAAAACAAAGGUAAUUCAUUGCCAGUGUGCAGAAUGCUCUCGCUCGGGGAAGUACCGCAAAUCCAUAUUUAAGCGGAUCUCGAACUUCUCAACUUGUAGUAACUUGACUCUGGUGCUACUCUGGGUCAUCAUGAUAUUCUUGGUUUAUUACAUCAAGAGCAUUAGCCAAGAGAUUCAAGUUUUCGAGCCUUUCAGUAUACUUGGGUUGCAGCCUGGAGCUACAGAUUCUGAAAUAAAGAAAGCAUAUAGGAGACUUUCUGUUCAAUACCAUCCAGAUAAAAAUCCAGAUCCAGAGGCUCACAAGUAUUUCGUGGAGUACAUAGCCAAGGCUUAUCAGGCUCUCACAGAUCCUAUAUCCCGUGAAAAUUUUGAGAAAUAUGGACAUCCAGAUGGAAGACAAGGUUUUCAAAUGGGCAUUGCUCUUCCCCAGUUCUUGCUGGACAUUGAUGGAGCAUCUGGGGGCAUUCUCUUACUGUGGAUUGUUGGUGUUUGUAUUCUCUUGCCGUUGGUGAUUGCUGUCAUAUAUCUCUCUAGGUCAUCAAAGUAUACCGGAAACUAUGUCAUGCAUCAAACUCUAUCAACUUACUAUUAUUUCAUGAAACCUUCUUUGGCCCCAAGCAAAGUCAUGGAAGUCUUCAUUAAGGCUGCUGAAUAUAUGGAAAUACCAGUUCGUAGGACUGAUGAUGAACCUCUCCAGAAACUGUUUAUGUCAGUUAGGAGUGAGUUGAAUCUGGACCUUAAGAACAUUAAGCAAGAGCAAGCUAAAUUUUGGAAACAGCAUCCUGCUAUAGUGAAGACUGAGCUGUUGAUUCAGGCACAAUUAACCCGUGAAUCAGCUGCCUUAUCUCCAGCUCUACUUGGUGAUUUCAAGCGCAUGCUAGAACUUGCACCUCGACUCCUGGAAGAAUUACAGAAGAUGGCACUUAUACCUCGUACUGCCCAAGGUCAUGGAUGGCUGAGACCUGCUGUAGGAGUUGUGGAGCUUUCUCAAUGUAUCAUUCAGGCUGUUCCACUCAGUGCAAGAAAGGCAACUGGAGGAUCUAGUGAAGGCAUUGCAUCUUUCUUGCAGCUGCCACAUUUUAGUGAGGCUGUUGUAAAAAAGAUAGCUCGCAAGAAGGUAAGAACAUUUCAAGACCUUCGAGACAUGAUUAUGGAGGAUCGUGCUCAACUUCUAACUCAAGCAGCUGGAUUUUCUCCCGCUGAAGUACAAGAUGUUGAGAUGGUAUUGGAAAUGAUGCCUUCCUUAACGGUUGAAGUCACAUGUGAGACCGAGGGUGAAGAGGGUAUACAAGAGGGUGAUGUUGUGACAGUUCAAGCUUGGAUAACCCUUGAGCGUGGCAAUGGCUUGAUCGGUGCUCUUCCCCAUGCCCCCUAUUUCCCAUUCCACAAGGAAGAAAAUUUCUGGUUCUUGCUUGCAGAUUCUGUCUCAAACAAUGUAUGGUUUUCCCAAAAGGUGAGCUUCAUGGACGAAGCUACAGCAAUAACUGCCGCUUCCAAAACAAUUCAGGAGACAAUGGAGGUUUCUGGAGCAAGUGCCAAGGAGACUAGCGAAGCUGUCAAAAGAACCAUAGAGAAGGUUCGAGGUGGUUCCAGAUUGGUGAUGGGCAGAUUCCCCGCCCCAACUGAAGGAAACUACAACUUGACUUCUUACUGCUUAUGCGACUCCUGGAUAGGUUGCGAUAAAAAGACAAACUUGAAGGUUAAAAUCCUGAAAAGAACAAGAGCCGGCACGCGGGGUGGUCUCGUAUCGGAAGAAGGACCUAUUGUGGAGGAUGGAAUCGAAGAAGAAGAGGAGAACGAAGAGGACUAUGACGAUUAUGAGAGUGAAUACAGCGAAGAGGAGGAAGAGGAGAAGGAUACGAAAAAGAAGGGCCCUGCUGCUAAUGGUGCAGUGCAUAAUAAAGGCUCAAGCUCUGAAGGUUCAGGCUCAGAUGAGGAAUGAAAAAUAAAUUCCAAAUUUCAUUUAGAAGAAUAAAACCCUACUUUUUUUUCUCUUUUUCAGAAUAUCUUUUUAACUUUUUUUUUAAAUAGUGAUUAAAUUAAGGAGGAUAAGUUUCAGAGAUUCAAAGUAACUAUGAUACUACAGGGAUUAGACACUAGUGUACUAUUUUUUAAAAAAAUUAGUUGGAUGUAUCGGAUUUGUGUUAUUUUUGAGUUUAAAAUUUAAGUUUUUCA